UCUUAUUCCUGCUUUGGUCUCACAUAAUCCCAGGUAUUGGGAGGUAGAAGCAGGAGGAGUCAAAGUUGAAUGUCAUCCUUGACUACAUAGCAAGUCCAAGGCCAGCCAGAGCUGUGUGAAAGCCUGUUAGAAAACAAAAGCAGCUGGAAAAGGGUUUAGUGCCCUGACUCAAGUUGUUUCUACUUGAGGGAAGCAGAGUGGCAAAGCAACCUUCCCCUGGAGUCAGACGGAUACACUUGAGACCUAAAGCAGGGCCUUUUCUGAUCAGUGUGUUUCCUUUGGGAAAGGACAACAAACAGCUCAGGGUCUGCCUGUCUCCCCUGCUCUUCCCAAGGCGCUUUUCUGCUGUGAGGACUGCCUAUGGAGAGCAGUUGGUUCUGUCUUCACCCGUACAUGGUAGAACCCGGUGAUGAUACAGAUCCACGUGUUUUAGAAAAGCAAGAAUUGCAGCAGCCGACCUAUGUUGCCCUCAGUUACAUUAAUAGAUUCAUGACAGAUGCUGCACGCAGAGAACAGGAGUCCCUGAAGAAGAAGAUUCAGCCGAAGCUUUCACUGACCCUGUCCAGCUCCGUGUCUCGAGGGAAUGUGUCCACGCCACCACGUCAUAGCAGCGGAAGCCUUACUCCCCCUGUGACCCCGCCCAUCACGCCCUCCUCUUCAUUCCGCAGCAGCACUCCAACAGGCAGUGAGUAUGAUGAGGAGGAGGUGGACUACGAGGAGUCUGAUAGCGAUGAGUCCUGGACCACAGAGAGUGCCAUCAGCUCUGAAGCAAUCCUCAGCUCCAUGUGCAUGAAUGGAGGAGAAGAAAAGCCUUUUGCCUGUCCAGUUCCUGGAUGCAAAAAGCGAUACAAGAAUGUGAAUGGCAUAAAGUACCACGCUAAGAAUGGCCACCGAACGCAGAUCCGCGUCCGCAAACCCUUCAAAUGUCGGUGUGGGAAGAGCUAUAAGACCGCUCAGGGCCUGCGGCACCACACAAUCAACUUCCACCCCCCGGUGUCAGCGGAGAUGAUCAGGAAGAUGCAGCAGUGACGGACGUGCUGGGCAGAACUGUGCCAAGAACUCCUCACCAGCAGUUGCUGAUUUUGAAAACAGCCACCUUUUUCAGGGGGAGCACUCAGCAACCCUUUAAUGAGAAAUGAUUAAAUGCAUGCUUUAAACUUUUCUGUCAUUUUGGAACGAUGUGUCUUUGUAGAGUUGAUGAUUUUGUACAUUUGCACAUGUAAAUCAUCACACCCAUUUCCAUUACUUCGAUAUAAGGUGCUAAACGAGAAAGCUCUAGGUUCUUCAGCACAUUUUCCCCAAACAAAAUCCAAGGAAGGGCAUGUUGCGUACUGUUGAAUCACACUGCAGUGGUGUUAACUGGGGGUGGAGGGGCUGGCACUGAGAUGCUCUGCAAGAUUGUAAUGUGAUUGAAGCUUUUCAACACAUCAACUCACAUAAAACCAAAAUAAUACCUUCAUUAUCAAACUGGUUACCAUGCCUUACAUAAUGGAGUUAGUAUUUGUGAGUAGAAAGACUUUAGGUAAUGGAAAUAUAAAUAAGAAUGUUUAACAUAAUAUGCUAAAAGUAUUUUCAUAUUUAAAUAACAUGCAUAAAAGGUGUGCUUUGUUUUGUUCUGUUUAAUGAUUAUCUUGCCCUUUACAAAGCUGAAACUCUUGCCCUUGAACUUACCAAUCACUUUAGUGUUCUAAAUGGCAUCUUUGUGCAAAAGACUCAGUUCACUCACUAACAACACACUCACUGAGUGCCUGCUGGGUGCAAGAGACUGAAUUUAUACCUAAUGUUACUGUGGACCAAGAGAGCAGUGUCUGAAAUAGUUCCCCUGAAAUCUGUUAAGAAACACUUUGAAAUACUUAAGUGCAAAUUGUGUGUGUGUGAAACUUAGUUACAGCCUCAUCAACAGAUGAGGUUUUAAAGCACUUUGUAGUUCUCUAUUGCCAACAAUGUUGUGUUUAUAUGUUGCCAAUUCUUGCAACCGUUGCCCUAAGAGAUCUGGGGGGUGCGAUCUGAAAUAAAAGUGAAACACGUCUCAAAGAGGAACACCAUCCUUAAGACCGACCCCUAGAGCCCCUUUCAUGCUCAGUGUUGACUCUCUUCAAGGCACUUUCCCAUCGCACUGUAGAUGUCUGCAUUUUCACUAGAAACGUCUCUUUAGCUUUGGAAAACCUUCGCCAGGAUCUGAAAAUAAGCCUUACUGACAAUGAAGUGCUUCUUGCAGCAGGUGGUCAACGCGGGACUAACACACCCCACUAAGAGUGACCUACAUCGGGACCAUUCCUCAAGUUUCUCUCACCGACAGUACCAUCAUGUGUUGAGUGUUCUUUUCUCCCAAGUGCUAUUCUUUAAACACAAGAGUUUACCAGUUGCCUAAUGCGCAGUCCAAGUUGCUCUGACACAGCUAACUCCACACAGUACACACUGGGGAAAAGCCAACUCCAGGGGUUCCCUCUCAGAGAACGUCUGUCGUCUGCUGACAUCCCCACGGAGAUACAGUAGUGCUCCCUUCCCAGUUCCUCAGUGUGAAAAGGCAAUUCUGCUGUACAGAUGGGCAAGCCUCUGCAUUCCUAAGUUGUAAAAAAUAUUUAUAAAGAUGCUGCCCACUAAAAAUGGCCUCAGUUCUGUAAAGCAGUCUUGGUCCUGACUAUACAGUGUUAGCCACGUGACGUUAAAAGGAUACUCCAGAACUGAGAAUCAACUAGCUGGUACAGAAGAAGGCCCUACUCACUCCAUACCUACCUACAGUUGACCAAAAAGUUUUAGGCCAGCAAUUAUUAGUUAGCUUUGCUCUUUCUAGUGUGAGAAACCGCAGGCUGGAUCAGUAGUUCAGCAGCCACACACUCAUAAACACAGUCGUGCAUGUUAAAUCUCUUUCAGUGAUCAAACCAAACCGUUUCUACUUCUUCAUUGUGACAGUAUUACUAAGCAGGUAAGGGUGGGUAUUUGUUACACCGUGUAUAGUGAAUGGAUUGUACUGUGUCUGUGAAAGCUGGGCUUUAAAUUAUAUUUUCAUAUGUUUUGUUGGGGACAGAGCACAGCAAGUUUGAAAGAAACAAAAGUAUUAGAACUGAAGGCAAUUUACUCAAAAUUCCUGUCAAGAAAAGCUGCUUAAUAAAUGUACGUGAAAUCACAUUAAAAUAAACUGCCUCUGACCCAAAAUAAA
Molecule: messenger RNA, 3160 nt
Organism: Peromyscus maniculatus bairdii (prairie deer mouse)
Lineage: Eukaryota; Metazoa; Chordata; Mammalia; Rodentia; Cricetidae
Gene: Jazf1
Product: JAZF zinc finger 1
Cellular component (GO): nucleus
Source: RefSeq, a predicted model, not a curated record